UUUUUCAAACGUAAGCACCAACGUAGGCAGAGUAGGUACAAGAAAAUGGAAACCGACCCGAGUAAGCAAUCGAAUCGCGCAUUAAAAGAAGAAACGGGUCAAAAUCAAAACCCGGUGAUUCUGCAGAAAGAAAGAACCCCACGGAAUGCACACAAAAUCCCUCUUCUUUAUAUACGCAAUCGGAUGCCUCUGCUUCUGCAUCAUCUUCGCCCUAAUUAAUUUCUCAAACCCCCAAAAACAAUUCUCCGGCGAGAAGAAACCGACCAUGGCGGCGGCGGCGGCGGCGGUGGAUAACAACAAGGUAAUAAAGUCAAUGAAAGACACCUUCUACAUAUCCCACGGCUCACCGACGCUUUCAAUAGACGAUUCCCUCCCCGCACGCCACUUCCUCAAAUCGUUCCGGCAGAAGGUUCUGCCGGAGAAACCUAAAGCAAUCCUCAUAAUCUCCGGCCACUGGGAAACCUCCGAACCCUCGGUCAACGCCGUUACCGGACCCAGCGAAACCAUAUACGACUUCUACGGGUUUCCGGAUCGGAUGUACCGGCUGAAAUACCCGGCUCCGGGAGCACCGGAAUUGGCUAACCGGGUUAAGCAGCUGCUGAUCGGAUCCGGAUUCGGAUCUGUCCACGUGGACAAAAAACGCGGGCUGGACCACGGCGCGUGGGUACCGCUCAUGCUGAUGUACCCGGACGCGGAUAUCCCGGUGUGCCAGCUGUCCGUCCAGACGCAGAAGGACGCCGCGCACCAUUACCGUUUAGGGCAGGCGCUGGCGCCGCUGAAGGACGACGGCGUUCUGAUCGUCGGAUCCGGCGCCGCCACGCACAACCUGAGGAAGCUCGACCGCGGCAGCGGCGAUGCGGUGGCGCCGUGGGCGGACGAGUUCGACACGUGGAUCAAGGAUGCGCUGCUCGAAGGGCGGUACGACGAUGUGAACGACUACGAGAAGAAAGCGCCGCACGCGAAGGUGGCGCACCCGUGGCCCGACCACUUCUACCCGCUCCACGUUGCCAUGGGCGCCGCCGGCGAAAACACCAGAGGUGAGCUCGUCCACCAUAGCUGGAGCCUUGGGACGCUCUCCUAUGCUUCGUACAAGUUCACCGAAAAGCCCUAAAUUUUAGGGCUUUUUGAUUUUUUUCUGAUUGAUUUGCUGAUUUCGUUCAUGAAUCUAUCUUGUUUGUAUCUGUAAUCCAUUUAUUCCACAUGAAAUUUGAGUUAAUAUAUAUUUGUAAUUUUUCCAAAGUUUAAAUUGUGCAAUGGCAUAUUUGGUACCGGUUUAA
Erythranthe guttata (spotted monkey flower) is the source of this 1277-nucleotide messenger RNA. Its product is annotated as 4,5-DOPA dioxygenase extradiol. NCBI's taxonomy places the organism in Eukaryota, Viridiplantae, Streptophyta, Magnoliopsida, Lamiales, Phrymaceae. The record is from RefSeq and is a predicted model, not a curated record. Gene Ontology annotation, molecular function: ferrous iron binding; dioxygenase activity; zinc ion binding.